AUGCGUCUCACACUAGCCGUUUCCCUCUACCUUUUAGCUGACAAAACCGUUGGUGCAGAUGACAAUAACUUGGAGAUCUCCGACUUUAUGUCUUUUAACGCAUCGGAAGGUAAAGGCUCCAACAUUAAUGAUCCCUUCGCCAAUAUGUGGAGCAUGAUAGGUGACGACACCGUCGUCCCUUCCAGGACACCGCUGCCUCGCAUUGCUGCUAACACGGAGACAGUUAACCGUAGUGUUGGAGGAGGUGAGAUGACGGUGCUGCAACGAUUGCGGACUCCUCAUACAGCAUUACUGGCGGUUUUGUCCGCGCGGCAGAAGAGCCUUACUACGGUUCGCCUACUUUGGUCCCGGGAGAAUUUACGCGCUGCCCUCGAUAAACAAUGGCGUCUCGAUCUUGUUGCUGUGCUACUUCCGCAGUUGUCAAGACUUAUUUGGAGCAAAUACCCCACGUAUGUCGAAAUCACUUGCCAGGCUGUGAGACUAAUACUCAAGAACUUUGCCAGUCUCAUUCGUCAGACCCUUGAUUCAGCUCAUAGAAUCGGCGUCGACAUCACUCACGAGGAACGACGAGCAAAAUGUCAAACUUGCGUAACCCACUUGGAAGCCAUCCGAUCUGCUUUCGACUCAAAAGACGUUGUUGCCAAGGCCGGACAGUAUGGAAAAGAAGUCUCAGCGCUGUUUUCUCUGCUUAAAUGA
This is a messenger RNA of Hydatigera taeniaeformis, 696 nucleotides long. Lineage: Eukaryota; Metazoa; Platyhelminthes; Cestoda; Cyclophyllidea; Taeniidae. The record is from the annotation of a GenBank genome assembly.